Molecule: messenger RNA, 1638 nt
Organism: Hyaloperonospora brassicae
Lineage: Eukaryota; Oomycota; Peronosporomycetes; Peronosporales; Peronosporaceae
Source: the annotation of a GenBank genome assembly
AUGUUCGGAGGAAAGGACAAGGACAAAGACGCCAACAAGACCGCGAGUGAUGAGACACUCAUGGACCUCGAGGCAGGCGUGGCUCAAGACGUGACCGAGUUGGAGCAGCCUCUCUUGGAAGCAGCUGACUGGUUCCUCACCGAGGAGGAGAUCACUGCGUCCCGGGGCGGUGUGCCUCGCUCGGGCAUGGUCACCUUCAGCACGGGCAACGACGUGAAGACGUUCACAGUGUCGAAGGAGUUUUUCGACUCGCUCUACGACGAUCUCUCGGCGACGAAGCUCAAUGACCGCGUCAUGGUGACGUCGUACAACACGGCGCUCAUUCCGUUCAAGCCCGAAACGGACCCGGAAGGUCUCGUGAGCAACUUUGAUAUCGUCUUUGGCGGCGUCGUGAAGCGAGGAGGAGAUGUCAAGAUCAUGUGUUGGGCGACGAAGUACCCGUCGAAGCAGGACAUCAAGGUGCGGAACAGGAUCAACGAACUUCCCACGUCCGGCCUGAACAGCGGAAAUGCCCUGUUCAUUUUCGAUGACCGCCUUCCCUAUGGCCUUUCGUCGCAUCACCAGAAGACGGUCAUCAUUGCGUCCAGCACUCCUUCUGGAGCAGAUGACUUUCCGAUCUCUUACGUCGGCGGCAUCGACAUUACGAAUGACCGUUGGGACACCAUCUACCACAACGAGUCAGUUCUUCGCGAAAAAGCCCGUAUCCAUUUGGACUACAAAGGAUGGGUCGACAGCAGCCUGCGCAUCCACGGACCGGCCGCGAAAGAUGUUGCAGCGAAUUUCCUGGCGCGCUGGAACUCGCCAUACCUUCCGACUCAAGAUCUUGUCGACGACCUCGCGUCGUUUGAAAACCCACGGUACUCCUUCUUGCCGCCUCUGAACUACACCAGCAGUAACACCACGGCGAAGCUCGGGCACCAGAGUGUGCAGAUUGUGCGCACGUUCAGCUGCAAGUACAAGCACUACGAGUUUGCACCAUUUGGCGAGAAGUCGCUGCUGUUCGCGCGCAUCAAAGCCAUCAAGAACGCCAAGAACUUUAUCUACGUUGAGGACCAGUACUUCAUCCACGUGCCUGAGUUGCUGGAUGCCCUGAUGACGGUUAUGCCAAUGAUCCAGCGUCUAAUUGUCGUCGUCCAGCCACCGGAGCUGAUAACGAAGAGCGGUGGAUACGAGAAGUACAUGUACAAGCUGGUCCAGCCUCUCAAGGACAAGUUCCCGGACAAGAUCCGGAUGUACUCGAUGAAGCCAGAGCUGAACGUGUAUGUGCACAGCAAGAUUGUCAUCAUCGACGACGUGUACUUGUCGGACGGCUCAGCCAACUGGAAUCGUCGCAGCAUGACUUCGGACGUUGAGCUGAACGCGAAUAUCGUCGACACGAAGACGGUCGAGUCUCCUGACGGAAUUACGGUGGGCAAACUGAUUCGUGACUUUCGUGUGCGCAAGUUCCACGAGAUGACGGGACGGAGCUACGAGGAGAUCAACAAGAUGAGUUUUCUCGACAGCGCCGACCUGUUCGAUGUGGCGGCCGCAGAGCCGACUUCUCUGAUCAAAGAGUUCCACAUUAGCAAGAAAAUGUACUACAACGUCGUUGGGAAGGCCCUGCACGAUAAUAUUGAUCCGUACGAUCACUGUGAGUAG